Endocarpon pusillum Z07020 is the source of this 648-nucleotide messenger RNA. RefSeq lists its product as uncharacterized. The record is from RefSeq and is a predicted model, not a curated record. The coding region runs from base 1 to 648 and encodes 215 amino acids. Lineage: Eukaryota; Fungi; Ascomycota; Eurotiomycetes; Verrucariales; Verrucariaceae. The transcript has a single exon.
AUGCCUUUCGAUCUCCGAAUCCGCCCGGCCAUUGCACUCAAACUGCACAAGGAGGUUUACACCUCCCUGGCCUCCGGCGACUUACCCAUCCUUUCCAAAUUGAUCUGCUCAGGUCUAGCCACCAAAUUCAAGACCAUAUAUACACGCCGUUUAGCCAACGAGCUACCCCCCCAAUCAUGGAAACUCAUCCGCUAUACCUCUCCCUUGCGGAUUCCCUUCAGUUCCACCCUCUUCUCCGUCCGAAUCCCCUUCACCUCCGUCGUCCUUAGGCCUUCACUCAUCCGCUGGCCCCUAACCUCUCUCCUCCCAGGCACGCAAGCCAAAAUAAUGUCCGACCGCGUCGUCCCCAUGCCCAUAGGAAAUCACAUCUACCUGCGACAAUGCAUCGUGCGCAUCCGCUCCCUCCAAUCGCUUGACAAAGGCGACGGCAAUCCGCCAGCAGUGGCUGACCUGACAGAAUACCUGGUCAUGCAGCAGGUGAAGAAGGAGGAGGAUGAGCCGGCUGUGUGGAAGAUGUGGGGCACUACGAAACCACUUACGAGACAGGAGAUGGAGACGAUGGUCGAUGCGCGGACGGUUGCGGCGCAGAGUCAGGGGAGGAUAACGUUUAUGGAUCGGCUGAAGGCGAUGAUGCCGACGAGGGGGUAA